Messenger RNA from Vespa velutina, 1961 nucleotides. RefSeq names its product cytoplasmic phosphatidylinositol transfer protein 1 (gene rdgBbeta). Lineage: Eukaryota; Metazoa; Arthropoda; Insecta; Hymenoptera; Vespidae. The record is from RefSeq and is a predicted model, not a curated record. The transcript has 8 exons. Gene Ontology annotation, molecular function: phosphatidylinositol binding; phosphatidylinositol transfer activity. Gene Ontology annotation, biological process: phospholipid transport. Gene Ontology annotation, cellular component: cytoplasm. Bases 365 to 1135 code for a protein of 256 amino acids.
AACUAUCGAUUUCAUAGUAAGCAAGACGAACUUCGAGAGAAAGUAUGUGAUUGAUUGUUUUCCGUGAAUGAUUAUGAAUAUUUUAAAACAAUUUUUUAUUCGUGCACUCAUGAAUUAAAUAUUAUAUCAGUGCGUGGAUCAUUAUACAUAACAAAUGUUUUAUUAAUAUUUAAUUAUAAAACGUUAAGAAAAGUAUUUUAUAAGAACAUGGUUUUAACGAAAGAAUAUCGAAUAUGUAUGCCUCUUACCACAGAAGAGUAUCGAAUUGGACAACUUUAUAUGAUAGCAAGACAUAGUCAUGAACAAUCAGAUUCCGAUGGUGGAGUUGAAGUAAUAGAAAAUAUUGAAUGCGAAGAUCCUGAACAUGGGAAGGGUCAAUAUACAGAAAAAAGAAUUCACCUCUCAAGGUUUUUUCAUUAUCAUUCUUUCUUCUUUUUUUCUUUUUUUUUUUUCAUUAUAUUCCAGUAAACUUCCUUAUUGGAUUCAAUCUGUUAUACCAAAAAUAUUUUAUGUGACUGAAAAAGCUUGGAAUUAUUAUCCAUUUACCAUGACAGUAUAUACUUGUUCUUUCAUACCUAAGUUUAAUAUAUCUAUUAAAACGAGAUACGAGGAUAACAAUGGUUCGACGGAAAAUUGUUUAGGUUUGUCUCCAAUAGAAAUUAUACAUCGAGAAGUUGAUUAUAUUGAUAUUGCCUAUGAUGAAAUAUCUGCAAAACAUUAUAAAGAGGAAGAGGAUCCUAAGUUUUUCCAAUCUAAAAGAACAGGCAGAGGUCCAUUAGUUGAAGGUUGGCGCGAUACGGUACAACCAAUUAUGUGUUCUUAUAAAUUAGUUCAUGCUUCCUUUGAAGUGUGGGGUAUGCAAACUCGGGUAGAAGAUUUUAUACACAGGUGCAUAAGAGAUAUUUUACUAUUGGGUCAUCGGCAAGCAUUUGCAUGGAUCGAUGAAUGGUACGAUAUGAACAUUGAAGAUGUUCGAAAAUAUGAACAGAAAAUGCACGCAGAGACAAAUGAAAAAAUGAGAUUAAAAAAUCAGGCCAACGAAAAUACAUCAAAACCAGUAACUCCAUCGUCGUCGGUACCUUCAUCUCCUAAAUCACCAACACAGUCCAAUCGAUCGUGGUUUUCAUGGUCAUAGUCGAUAUUAUUAAAAAAUUAAAUCUCUUCAGCCAUGUACUAGCUGGUCCUGUAGCUACAGUACAAAUUGUGCAAAUAAACCUUAGCAUUUUUAUGUACAUGUGUGUGUAUAUAUAUACAUAUAUAUAUAUAUGCUUCAACAAUAUAAUCAAGUAUCUUGAUUGUUUUAAUGUGUAGUAUCUGUAAAUUUUUUGGUCUUAGCACUGAUGUUAAAAGGAAAAAUAUCUUUAGUUUCUGAAUUUUGUUUAAAAUUUUACACAAUUAAUAUAAUAAAUGUUGUUGACAAGAUUAAAAAUAAUUUAAAAUAUAUUAUACUUUUUGUAAUUAGUUAUGAAAAGAAAAAGUAUUACAGAUAUAAUCUUUAGAAUUUAUGUAAUUCAUCAAAUUUGUUUUUUUUUCUUUUUUUUUUUUUUUUUUUUUUUGGAAUGAUUUAGAAUAUUAUGUGUUCAUUGGCUGACUACUUAAUCAUAAAGACUUUUUGUUGUUAUUACAAAUAAUUGUUGUAUUGUCAUUUCCUAUAUUAUAAUAGAGAGAUUAUUGUCUAAUUACUAUACACCGAAAUUGCACAGUAAAGGUAGCAUAAUAAGUGUAAAACGUUGAGUAUUUUUAAUCUUGACUUGAAACCCAUUUCUAUAAAGGGGAAAAAAAUCAUUGAUCAUUAUUGUAUUUUGUUGGGACCAAAUAUUUCAAAGUGGCUCUGAAUUUUGAAACUCGAUGUUCUCAAUAUGACAAAAAUGUGAUUAUAAAUUAUGAAAGAAUUUCACUAAUGCAUAUUCUAUACAAAUUGAAAAAUAAUUAUUAUUACAUUAUAUAGAUUUGAAAACGAA